This is a messenger RNA of Stegodyphus dumicola, 1030 nucleotides long. RefSeq names its product disintegrin and metalloproteinase domain-containing protein 10-like. Gene Ontology annotation, biological process: Notch signaling pathway; membrane protein ectodomain proteolysis. The record is from RefSeq and is a predicted model, not a curated record. Gene Ontology annotation, molecular function: metalloendopeptidase activity. Gene Ontology annotation, cellular component: plasma membrane. NCBI's taxonomy places the organism in Eukaryota, Metazoa, Arthropoda, Arachnida, Araneae, Eresidae.
GCAUGUGUAAAGAUGCGUACGAAAUCGUAUUACUGAAUUCUGAAAUAUUCUUUUAUCUCCAAAAAUGUAAAAAUGAAAAAUCGUACUCAAUGAAUUCAAAUUAUAACUUAUCUUCUUUAAAAAAAAUGCUUGUUUUCAUUAAUUGUAAGGUGGUGUUUUGCAUUUCGAUUAUUAUGUCAAUGGCGUUGGAAAACAAGCGGUGGAUUGCUUGCUCUUGAAAUGGAUUAUCACAGAACUGAUGAUCAAAAUACAGUCUGAGAAAAUCUGUACAGUUAGAAAUUUCUUUAGUCGUGGUAAAGUUGUGGUAUGGUAUAAGUAAACCAUUUCUCCUGAAAUUUUUAGCUUAGGGAAGGUUUAAAGUAUGGAUGCUUAAUAUCCCUCGCUUUCACACUCAAAACAGUAAUUUUACUAAUUUAUCCUCAAACUUGGUAUAUAGAAAAUUUUGUUCUUAUGCAUAUUCAUUGUGAGAGCAAUGACUGUGAGUUUUGGCUUCCCUUACGGCAUUGUCGGCUUUUUAUCGUUUGCGAUACUUGCUAGUUGCCUCAAAGUAAAAUCUGAUCAAGUUCUCAACGAUUAUAUUCUUCACUUCGAGCCCGUAUUUUAUGACCAAUACUUCCUCAGAGACCAACAUCGUCGUUCCAUCCGUUCCCCUAUGGACCGAUAUUUCACUCUUCAGUUCACAGCUUUUAAGAGAGUGUUCCGCCUAAGACUGAAACGAGACACGUGGGUUUUCGCCGAAGAUACGAAAUUCGAGAGUUCCAAAACUGCCGUCCAAUACGAUAAAGCACGUGCUCUCGCAGGAUUUGUGGAAGAAACUUCUGAACUUCGGGCUGCACGUACAUGCAUGUCUGGAAAGAAUAACAUAAUAAUUAAGAGAAGUAUGCAUAUCAAUUAAUUGCCUUUCUAGGAGCAGCUUAUAAGUUAUAAUUUGCAUUUCUUAUUUUCUUUUUAUGUUUUAGUUAUAUUUAUUUUAAGUUAAUUGUUUAUGAUUUGUUUUUGUUGUUUUAUUAAAAUUAUUUUUUCCCUUCUG